AUGAUUAAGUAUUUUUUUGGAUCAAUUAAACUUUUUAGAAAACAAGGUAUUUAAGAUGCUACUAAAGCUACCACAACUAAAUUAGAUCAAAUUACAAACCCAGAAUUGACAAAAGAUGAUAUAGCCAAUUUUGAUUAAUUUUAUUCAAAUAUUGUUAAAAGUAUGGUUGUUAAAGAAAAUGGAAGAAAGAAGGUUAUCCAACAAACUUAUACACCUAAUAUUUACUAAAUAUUGGAAUAAAAAAUUGGAAAUGAUCAUUUUUAAAUUAGCGCUUUUUUAUAAUUUCGAAGAGAUCAAUUAAGAGAAGAAGAAGUUGUAUAUUGUUUAGAUGGAUUAAUUAGAGCAAAGUAAUUUAUUCAAUUGAAAAAUUCAGAUUAUUUAUAACAUAUAGAUUCAUUAAUUUCAAACAAAAAAUUGUAAUUUACAAAAAUUGAAUGUCUUGAAUAAAUAUUGAUAAUUAAUAAACAACUAUAGUUUUUAUCUAUUGAUUCUUUGAGAUUAAUAGCAAAAUAAUUAAAUGAAAUAGGUUAAUAUAUUGAAAAAGAAUAUGAAUUAACUAAAAAUGAAGAACCAUUAGAAAUGUUAGCAUAAGCAUUUAUUUUAGCUGCUUAAAUUGAAUACAAUCAUACAAUAACUUAAUCAUGGCUUAUUCAUGUAAGGAAGAUUCUUAAGAGACAUUUUAAACUAUUAAAAUUUGAUACAAUAUUGAAAUACUUCAUUACAAUAAUUAAAGUAUUUAUAAUUAUAUGAAUAUUAGUAUUAAAAUAAACUCUAAACAGAAUUGGAUUCAAUAUUAGAUAUAGAAGAAUUUUUUGGUGAAAAUUAUAAUGUAUUAACUUUGGAGAAUUACUUGAUAAUAAUUGAACAUUUGGCUCUCAUAAAGUACAAGAAAAGAAGUGAAGUUGUUAUAUAAUUUAUUAAUAACAUUAAUUCAUUCACAUUCACAAUUUAGUAAUUAGCCUAAUUAGCGAAAAGUCUAGCUAUAAUGGAGAUUAGAUUAGAUGAAUUGUGGAAGAGAAUAACUUCAGAAUUUUUAUAAGUAAUAUAAUUGGUAGAUGCUCAUUUUUAUUUAGGAGAGAUAACACUUAUAUUUUAAUCUUUAUUAAAAAUCAAUCCAUUAUCACCAUAAGAUUUAACAACAAUCUAUAAGACAAUCAAGAACAUUUCUAUUGAUGAAUCAUAUACAAUUAAAUUUUAGAUUUUAUAUAAUUUCAGCAUUAAAGGUCAUUUUAAUUUUGAUUUAUUCCAAGAUUUAUGUAACUAUGAGAAAAAUAAUUUUUAAUUUAAAUAUUUAAAUAGUUAUAAAUAAGAGAAAUUAUUUGAAGUUAUAAAAGUUAUUUUAUAUAAUUCAAUAUUUUACAAUAAAUUGGAAUGUUUGGAUGAAAAAGUUGAUAUUGCAAUAUAAAAAGCAUUAAUAAUUUUAUGUCAUAAGAUAUAUGAAAUAUUGAGUAAUCCAAAUUAUGAAUUAAAAAAUAGUUUUUAAACAUAAUAUGAAUUAUUUAUUGUAAGUUCUUUAUUUUAAAAAUAUAUUGAAAAUUCAGAUGGACUUUAAGAAACAUUGAUUAAUAAUAAAUUAGAGAAUAUAAGAUAAGAUGCAGGAAAAAAAUUAGAUAGAAAAAUAUAAAGAAAUCAGUUUCAAAUUUAGGAAGCACUUAAAUUAUUAGGAUUUAUUGAUUAUUUUAAAGUUGGAUAUAAGGAAGAAGCAUAUUAAGAGUUGGUUAGAAUGGUAUAAGUAAAAUUAAUUGAAUACGAAUCAGAUUUUGAUGAAUUGAAUAAAUUAUUACAUCAAUAUCAUAUAUAGAAUUAACAAAUAAUGUAAGAAUACACUUCAUUAAUACUUAAUAAACAAGCUGAAUUAACAAUUGAAUAAUUAUAAAAGUAUAGUCAUGUUUUGAAAAAAAGUGGGAACUAAAGUUAAGAUUUAGAAUUAAUUAUUAUAUAAAGAUCAUUAACUAAUAAUUCAUAUCUUGGUGUUGUUGGAUUGGAUAAACCAAAUUAUGAAGUCAACUUUUUAUUUAAUUGA
Messenger RNA from Paramecium pentaurelia, 2023 nucleotides. The record is from the annotation of a GenBank genome assembly. Lineage: Eukaryota; Ciliophora; Oligohymenophorea; Peniculida; Parameciidae.